Molecule: messenger RNA, 345 nt
Organism: Alternaria alternata
Lineage: Eukaryota; Fungi; Ascomycota; Dothideomycetes; Pleosporales; Pleosporaceae
Exons: 2
Coding region: 101-283 (60 amino acids)
Source: RefSeq, a predicted model, not a curated record
AGUACUUUCUUGUUCAUUAUUCAGGUUUUGGCGUUGCGCAGCUUGUGAAACUUUUACAACGAACCGCGAUGAUUCCUCAUCAGUAUCUCUAGCGUAGCAUAUGACUAGACUCUGGUACUACAAUAGUUUAGUAGUGGUCCGUCUACCGUCUACCGUCUACCUAGGACAGUAUACCUUUCCUUUUGUAACUACUGCGCAUCUAGUAUCUCUAUUAAUACUAUUCUUUAACGCACAUAGCAUUUUCGAACAUCACGAUAAACGCCUCGGUGACUGUUCAUGCUGAGAAACCAUGUUAACGUCAUGAUUAUAGAGUCAAUAUAAUUUGGAUCAUGCAUAAGACUCAAG